AUGCCGCUGCUGGGGAGGAGAGUGCAGUGGCUAUGCUGGUGGUGGGGGCUCCUGUGCGGCUGCUGCUGCCCCCCGCCAGUGCUGCCCCUCCUGCCCGCCGCGGCCGCAGCCGCCACUGGAGGGGCGCUGCUUGGGAACAGCAGCGGGAAGAGCAAUAGCCCCGGGGAGCAGCAGCAACCGCUGCAGCAGCCGACACCGCAGCCGCCCUCCUCCUCCUCUUCUUUCCCCUCCUCUGGUUUCCUUUACCGGAGGCUCAAGACGCAUGAGAAACGGGAGAUGCAGAAGGAGAUUUUGUCUGUGCUGGGGCUGCCCCACCGGCCCCGGCCUCUCCACGGAUUACAGCAGCAGCAGCCGCCGCCACCUCUGCAGCCCGAGCAUCGCGGGGCGCUGCCGUCCCCUCCGCCCCCACCACCGCCAGGGAGACUGAAGUCGGCUCCCCUCUUCAUGCUGGAUCUGUACAAUGCCCUGUCCGCAGACGAGGGCGAAGAGAGGGAAGAGGAGGAGGAGAAGCAACAGCCUCCGCCCCAAGGAGGGGGCGACCGGAGGGGUUGGUCCCAGCAGCGGCUGCCCGCCAGCCGGCCCCUGGCUCCGAGCGCGGCGGCGCAUGCCCUGCAUCGCAAAAGUCUCCUCGCCCCGGGCCCUGGCAGCAGCGGUGGAGCGUCCCCGCUAGCCAGCGCUCAAGACAGCGCCUUUCUCAACGAUGCUGACAUGGUCAUGAGCUUUGUGAACCUGGUGGAGUAUGACAAGGAGUUCUCCCCUCGCCAACGCCAUCACAAGGAAUUCAAGUUCAACUUAUCCCAGAUUCCUGAGGGAGAGGCUGUGACGGCUGCUGAGUUUCGAAUCUACAAGGAUUGUGUCAUGGGGACCUUUAAAAACCAAACUUUUCUUAUCAGCAUUUAUCAAGUCUUACAGGAGCACCAGCACAGAGAUUCUGACCUGUUUUUGCUGGAUACCAGAGUAGUAUGGGCCUCAGAAGAAGGAUGGUUAGAAUUUGAUAUCACUGCUACCAGUAAUCUGUGGGUGAUGACUCCACAGCAUAACAUGGGACUCCAGCUGAGUGUGGUGACCAGAGAUGGCCUCAAUGUCAACCCAAGAGCUGCUGGUCUGGUGGGCAGAGAUGGUCCUUAUGACAAACAACCCUUUAUGGUAGCAUUCUUCAAAGUGAGUGAGGUUCACGUACGUACCACGAGAUCAGCAACUAAUCGACGCAGGCAACAGAGUAGAAAUCGCUCCACUCAGUCGCAGGAUGUCUCCAGGGUUUCCAGUGCCACUGAUUAUAAUAGCAGUGAUUUAAAAACAGCCUGCAGAAAGCAUGAACUUUAUGUGAGCUUUCAAGACCUGGGAUGGCAGGAUUGGAUAAUUGCACCAAAAGGAUAUGCAGCCAAUUACUGUGAUGGAGAAUGUUCCUUCCCUCUCAAUGCACACAUGAAUGCAACAAACCAUGCAAUUGUACAGACUCUAGUUCACCUGAUGAAUCCUGAUUAUGUUCCUAAACCAUGUUGUGCACCUACCAAGCUAAAUGCUAUUUCAGUGCUUUACUUUGAUGACAACUCCAAUGUCAUCUUGAAAAAAUACAGAAAUAUGGUGGUGAGAGCUUGUGGAUGUCAUUGACCUGAAAGCCAAAAUCUCACCCGGUAAAAACCCUAUGAAAUUCCAUCCUGGAUUCCUAGGUGACAUCUGCUGUGAGAAAAGCUACAGAGGCAUGGCUGAAUUUGAGUAAAUUGUCACAAACAAUUCCAUGUUGGUGCCUUAUGGAAAAAAAAGAAGAAUUAAAGGACUUUUUAAUUGAUAAAUUGCUCACUGGAUAAAUAAUGUGAGUAGGCACUGGUUGGAGGAAGCUUAGUAUGGGGGUAACAAGAUGGUAGGAGGGUUUGUUAACUACAGAAAUGUGUUUGAAGGAUUUUCCCAAAGAAAAGUCUGCCAAAAUUAGUUUAGCUUGGAUCAAGCUAUUCAUGGUGUUAAUGCCUGAGAGUGAAGAGUAAAACUUAGGGGAAAUAAAGCUAUUAUUAGCUAUGUAACUCGGAUAUGAAUAUCAGUCUGUCGAAGGUAAAUGUUACAAGUAAAUAAGCUUGGGGACAAAUUUUACAGGCAAAUCAUUGGUCUUAGGGUUCAUUUAUGACAAAAAAAAAUUAGACUAAUACCCCUAGGCAUAUCCUAGGGCUUCAGGAAGUGCCUUGUUUUAGAGAAUAAUUGCUAUACAUGUGUGUUGGAGCUUUGCUGGUAUGAGAAUACACUUAUUUCAGUCAAAGUAAACUUUUUUUUUCCCAUGCCUCAAUCCUCCUACUAGGUAUCUUUUCCCUUAGGUCUGAGCAUACACUGAAUUUAUAUAUGUUAAGUACUAAGCACUUGGCCCAUCUUCCUUUGAGGUGAAUCUGGACUGGGGGGAUGUACUUUUAACAGUUGUCUUCUUGACGGAUUGUAUAACUUGUGAAAACAGUGUUAUACCUCACCUUAGCUCCUGUCUGAAAAUUACAGCAAAUGACAGAAAACUGAAUCUAGCAAUCCAUCUAUGUCAGUGAAGUAGGUUUGGGUUUUUUUUUCCCCCUCUUAUUUUGGAGCAUACAUUAUCCCAGAAAAAAAAAUUUAAAAGGUGAAAUUGAAAGUCUAUACAGAAGUGGGCAGAAGGUACCCUCAUACUUCAUAAAGUGGGUUGGGUGAUUACACUGUUUAAGAAAAGGAACCACAGUCUCAGGUAGAGGUGGUCAAGCUCAGAUUAAAUCUUAGAUUAUUUUUUAAAAAUCUGUUUUUGGGCAACCAUGUAAUAAAUCUAUUUCAUGCUAAACUGGUUAAACAAUACAUUUAUGAUCUAUAA
Vombatus ursinus (common wombat) is the source of this 2812-nucleotide messenger RNA. It is a transcript of the gene BMP6, whose product is annotated as bone morphogenetic protein 6. Gene Ontology annotation, molecular function: growth factor activity; cytokine activity. Gene Ontology annotation, biological process: SMAD protein signal transduction. The transcript has 7 exons. Gene Ontology annotation, cellular component: extracellular region. The record is from RefSeq and is a predicted model, not a curated record. Bases 1 to 1611 code for a protein of 536 amino acids. Lineage: Eukaryota; Metazoa; Chordata; Mammalia; Diprotodontia; Vombatidae.